This is a messenger RNA of Trichechus manatus latirostris (Florida manatee), 1850 nucleotides long. Its product is annotated as diacylglycerol kinase gamma. The record is from RefSeq and is a predicted model, not a curated record. The coding region runs from base 456 to 1850 and encodes 464 amino acids. The transcript has 16 exons. Lineage: Eukaryota; Metazoa; Chordata; Mammalia; Sirenia; Trichechidae. Gene Ontology annotation, molecular function: calcium ion binding; ATP-dependent diacylglycerol kinase activity. Gene Ontology annotation, biological process: lipid phosphorylation; intracellular signal transduction; diacylglycerol metabolic process. Gene Ontology annotation, cellular component: plasma membrane.
CGCUGCCUGUCCCCCGCCGGGCCGCCGAGCUCCGCGGCGCCCACCGGGCCGCGGUCCCCCUCCCCGAGAGGGCUGCGCGGGCGGUAAGCCGCCCAGACGCCAGCUUCGGUCCCCCUUCUGUCUCUCGGUUCCUCUUUCCUCCCAAGUAAGGGAAUAAGCGCCGAGGAGGGAGCGCUCUGGAGAGCGGAGCAACCAAGUGUUGCGUGGUGAGGAAGAACCAGGAUUUCUGGAUUUACUCUGAAGACAGGAGAAAGUUACCUGAGGAAGAACACAUGUCGUGUCUCACCCUCUGAGAGGGGCUGCCGCUGCCAUAGACGCUUGGGUCCUCUGAGAAGUCUCCAGAAGAGCUUUCCAUGGUAUACCUGCCAUGAGCGAGGCCCUGGGCUGGGCCUCGGCUUCACCCUGGUGAACAAAACUCCAUUCCUGAACUCAAGGCACUCACAUACAGUAGAAAGAUGAGUGAACGAGGGUGGGUCUUCCUCACGCCAGAAGAAUUUGACCAACUCCAGAAAUAUUCAGAAUAUUCCUCCAAGAAGAUAAAGGAUGUCUUGACUGAAUUUAAUGAGGGAGGGAGCCUCGAAAAGUAUGACCCACAUGAGCCAGUUAGCUAUGAUGUCUUCAAGCUGUUCAUGAGCGCAUACCUGGAGGUGGACCUCCCUCAGCCACUGAGCACACACCUCUUCCUAGCCUUCAGCCAGAAGCCCAGACAAGAGACCCCUGACCAUCCAAGGGAGGGGACCAGCCACAGCGAGGUCAAUGGCCCAGAUUCCAGUAUACAGAAUGCAGAUAACGCUGCCAAAGCAGACGAGGCCUGUGCCCCUGAUACGGAGUCAAAGAUCACCAAGAAGCAAGUGCAAGCAAAAGACCAAGUGGCCACGACCCCACUGGGAGCACCAGCUGCUCAGCCUCCAGGCUCACAGUCUCCCGUAGUGUACCUGAAGGAUGUCGUGUGUUAUCUGUCCCUGCUGGAGACCGGGAGGGCUCAGGAUAAGCUGGAAUUCAUGUUCCGUCUCUAUGAUUCGGAUGAGAACGGUCUCCUGGACCAAGCGAUCUUGAAGGAGAUGUUGCAAGGGAUGGACUAUGACAAGGAUGGCUUUGUGUCUCUAAAGGAAUGGGUCCACGGAGGGAUGACCACCAUUCCAUUGCUGGUCCUCCUGGGGAUGGAUGACUCUAGCUCCAAGGGGGACGGAAGGCAUGCCUGGACCAUAAAGCAUUUCAAGAAACCUACCUACUGCAACUUCUGCCACAUCAUGCUGAUGGGCGUGCGGAAGCAAGGCCUGUGCUGCAUUUACUGUAAAUACACUGUCCACGAACGCUGUGUAUCCAAAAACAUUCCUGGGUGUGUCAAAACGUACUCAAAAACGAAAAGGGUCGGUGAGGUGAUGCAGCACGCGUGGGUGGAAGGGAACUCCUCCGUCAAGUGUGACCGGUGCCACAAAAGUAUCAAGUGCUACCAGAGUGUCACCGCGCGACACUGCGUGUGGUGCCGGAUGACGUUUCACCGCAAGUGUGAAUUGUCCGCGUUGUGUGACGGUGGGGAACUCAGAGACCAUAUUUUGCUGCCCACCUCGAUAUGCCCUGUCACCCGGGACAGGCAAGGCGGAAAGUCUGAUGGCAACGCAUCGGCCCAAGGCGAGAUCGUAAUGCAGUAUAAGAUCGUCCCCACCCCGGGUACCCAUCCCCUGCUGGUCUUGGUGAACCCCAAGAGUGGAGGGAGACAAGGAGAAAGAAUUCUUCGGAAAUUCCACUAUCUGCUCAACCCCAAACAAGUUUUCAACCUGGACAGUGGGGGGCCUACUCCAGGGAGCCCCUUCGGCAGCCUGGUGAAGCCUGUGGGCUCCUCAGAAUAG